AUGAAGUUGGCAAAGCCACGAGAUGAGAUUCGUGCGCAGAGCGUGGAGAAAGCCGCGGUUCUGCUGCGGUCGGGAGCCGCCUCGGCGCAGGGACCGCGGAGAACGAUGGAGGACCGGCACAUUGCUGUGGACGACGGCUGGCUCACGUCAUGGCGGGGGAAACUGUGUCGCCUCUCCGGCUCCGAAACGUGGCCCCACAGCGGGUUUUAUGGCGUCUUCGAUGGGCACGCGGGCGUGCGCGCGGCCAACAUUGCACGCGGCUUUCUUUGGAAUAAAAUCCAACCCGUGCUAGUGGAGCGGCUUCGAGCCGGCGGCAGUGAGGAACUCCCGCCCGGGGAGCUCGUAGCCGUGGUGAGGAGGGCAUUCCACGCCACUGAGGAAGAGGUGCUAUCGAGGGCAGUCGCCGGCCGGUGGGUUGACGGCUGCACUGCUAUCACCUGCCUCAUCCACGGGCACCAACUCAUCGUGGGCAACCUUGGCGACUCUCGCGCGGUGCUCUGUAGGGGUACCGAGGCUGACCACAAGCCAGGAACUCCGAGCGAGCAAGCGCGAAUCGUAGCGGCGGGCGGCUCUGUCCAAUAUGUCUUUGGCGUUGCUCGACUCAACGGCGGUCUCUCUCUAUCACGCGCCUUUGGAGACCUUCCGUACAAGCACUUGCCAAAGCGCGGCGAGAGCGGGCCACUCUCUUCAGUGCCAGAUGUUACGGUCCACGAACUCUCGCCGAGAGAUCGUUUCCUCGUGCUUGCAUGCGAUGGGGUGUUCGACUUGUGGACCGACCAGGACGUCGUUCGUCUUGUCGGCGAGGGCUUGCGGCGUUCGGGCGAUUCGCCGACCGCCGCAGCUAGUCACUUGGCGCGAGCCAGCCUACAGCACCGCUUCUGCAGUGACAACGUGACAGUCGUGGUUGUCAUGCUCGACUGGCACGCAUCACGGGCGUGA
Molecule: messenger RNA, 939 nt
Organism: Emiliania huxleyi CCMP1516
Lineage: Eukaryota; Haptophyta; Isochrysidales; Noelaerhabdaceae
Exons: 4
Coding region: 1-939 (312 amino acids)
Biological process (GO): protein dephosphorylation
Molecular function (GO): cation binding; protein serine/threonine phosphatase activity
Source: RefSeq, a predicted model, not a curated record